AUGGCGAAGUUGAUGGCCAUGAGCCGCCAUGAGGGUCGUUUGCCCUCCCAGCUGGUGGCCCAGGUGGUCCGGCUCCGCUACCAGGCCUCCUGGACGCUGCGCGCAGCGCAGAUCCGCCGGCUUUUUACGCCGCUGAGGAAGUCUCGAAGAUCCCUUGGCGCCCGCUCGAGCAGCCAAGUUCAGGUCCUUUCGGCGCACGUGCUCCGUCUCUCUGAUGGGGGCACGUGCACUGAAGCGCGUUUGAGCUUGCAGUGGACGCUACCGGGUGGCGCCCAGCAAGUGGGCAUGACCUUGCUGAAGGGCCUUUUGACACCCAAAGAGGUGGAAGGACUCCUGCUGCAUGUGCCAGAGCACUUUGAUUUAGACCGAGCAGAUGUGGAAAUGGUCCCAAAGAGAUGGAUCAUGCUCGAGCGCGCCGGGCGCCCGGUGCCUCAAAGAGAGCUCUUGGUCGAGAAGAUGCGACCCUACAUCGAAGGUCGCCUUUUGCCGUACUUGCGCGCGCAUCUGGGCUGUCCGAGCUGUGUAGUAUGUUCCUCCAUCAUGCGGCGUUAUUCCAUGGAUUUGGGUGAAAGAUACCGAGACCCACCCCAUACGGAUGGACAGGCCUUUGCCACUGUGGUGAUUGCCCUGAACAGUGCUGGGCGAGACUAUGAGGGAGGUUUGUACGUGGUCUCAGAUCCAUGGAGGCCCCUCACUGUCUCCCUCGCCGGGGGGGAUGCAGUGAUCCACCGCUGGGAUUUGCAGCAUGGCGUGGAGGUGACCUCUGGACGCCGGCUCAGUUGGAUCCUUUGGCUGCAGGACCAAGCACCGUGUGUGACGCAAGUGGAACUUCAUCAGCGAUCCUUCCUGCAGUCCGCAGCAGAGGAUGGAAAUGUCGUGGCCAUGCAGAUCCUCGGAACAGGCGAGAACGGGCGCAGCGAAGAAGGCCAACGGUGGCUCCGCAUGGCUGCAGAGGCUGGUUUGUCAGGUGCCAUGGCCCAACUGGCUAAGCACCUCAGGGAGCAGGGCCAGGAGGCUGAAGCUCUCCAAUGGCUGCAGCAUGCAGCUGGCAGGGGUGAUGCAGGAGCUCAAUCCUCUUUGGGCAUGAUGUUGCUCCAGCGUGGCCAACUGAAAGAAGCCGAGGAGUGGUUGGAAGAGGCUGCCGAGCUUGGAAACCCUGUGGCGCAACAUGAUUUAGGCAUGGCCCUGUACACCAAUGCCCUUGGCAGGAGGGAUCGCCGACACGCGGCUUUCCUGUGGCUGGAGCGUGCGGCGAGACAAGGUCAUGCAAUGGCCCAAAGCAACCUGGCUGUGCUGUGUGCAGAGAACCAGGACUUCAGCCAGGCUUUGUACUGGUGGAACGAGGCGGGUGGCCCCGAUGGGUGA
Messenger RNA from Durusdinium trenchii, 1365 nucleotides. The record is from the annotation of a GenBank genome assembly. Lineage: Eukaryota; Dinophyceae; Suessiales; Symbiodiniaceae.